Colletotrichum costaricense is the source of this 189-nucleotide messenger RNA. RefSeq lists its product as uncharacterized. The transcript has a single exon. The record is from RefSeq and is a predicted model, not a curated record. Lineage: Eukaryota; Fungi; Ascomycota; Sordariomycetes; Glomerellales; Glomerellaceae. The coding region runs from base 1 to 189 and encodes 62 amino acids.
AUGAAUCUUUUCGCCAAGGGAGUGUAUCCCAGUAUAAAGCAAAAGUAUAACCUUUGCUCUUGGCUGUAUGGGUUUGAGAUAUGUGGAAGCAUGACGAAGAUUGGCGCUUGGAAAAAUUGUCUAGUUUGUUGCAGUCUCGUAUUCAUAGCAUACCUCUCAUACUAUUUACCAUCUUCUAUAGAAGGCUGA